Molecule: messenger RNA, 959 nt
Organism: Ruditapes philippinarum (Manila clam)
Lineage: Eukaryota; Metazoa; Mollusca; Bivalvia; Venerida; Veneridae
Exons: 4
Coding region: 1-897 (298 amino acids)
Source: RefSeq, a predicted model, not a curated record
AUGCUUGCUUUAAAGAACUUGAAUGUUCUUUAUCUGGAUUCAAGCUCACAGAAAUGCAAGGAUAUAUCAACAAUGGCAACCAUCACAUUUACCAAAUCUGAACAAAGAACAAACAAAAGGCUCAGAUUAUCGCAGUCCUUCAUUCAGUUCCAGUGCCAACCACCAUUUUAUUGUACACCAAAAGUGCCUGUACCAACCGCUACUCAAGUGUAUGAUGUUAAAAGGAAAGUUAAAUUCAAACAGAACAGGAUACAGCCUGUCCCUGAAAAACCAGAAUGCCACGUAUUCCAGAGUCACCUAUCAGAUCAAAGGGUGCCUGAACAAACAGAAAUAGAUGGAGAAAGAUCUCAAGCACAAUACUUACGAGUUAAUCCAGAACUGAGUGGAGAAUCUUCAUUAGCUUUAAGCAUUACAGCAUCUUCCCUGUCUUCUUGUUCAAGACGUGGAAUGUCAGACUUUGUCAUUCUUCACACUGAUGAUGAUCUGGAAGCUGCAGGUUCUUUUAUGGAGCAUCUUCAAAGAGACAUUGGGAUACCAGACCUUACUGUAGAUUUGCUCAGUAACAUUGAUGCAGGAAAACCUGGGAUGCAAAGUUUGGCAACUUUACAUGAUAAUUAUAGAUACAUUUUGACAUAUGUAACAAAGAAUCUUGAAAGUGAUAAAUAUUGUAGGUACUUGGAUGAAAUUGUGUUGACAUUAGGUCUACGGGAAGCAAAUGGGAAAGAAGAAAGAGUAGUGCCAGUAUUAACCAGAAGAGGUUACUGUAACAUUAUAGAACUAAGUAUACUUGGUGGACUACAAUAUUUCAAUUUCCGUUCAAAUAGCACUCUCAUGAGUGAAUCAUAUGUUAACUGUGUAAAAAAUCUUGUUAAAACAGGGAGAGCUAAAUUUCCUUGAAGCAAGUCUAAAAAUAAAUUUAUCUCUUGUUUAUUUCUGUAAUAAAAUAAUAUUUAAUAUUG